GCAAAGCACGCCUCGUUCAACCUUUGCACAACAUUACUCCAUUUUACAGAGAAAGCAAAAGAAAACGUGGCCGGGGCUGAUGCGAAAUGCGAGAGUGGACAGACAGCAGGCGAACCCGCUGAAACUGCGGGGGCCUACGCAGACAGGUGACCAGCCUCAUUUCACUGCAGCAAGAGGACACUGGCUCAUGCUUCAACCCAUUUAUAGGGUGAUAACGCUGCCGCCACCUUUCACUUGUUACUGAAAGCAGGAGUCCCCUGUCACUCAACCUUGCCACCUAGUGGAGCUCCGAAGGUUAACCUCCCACGUGGUCAACAGAAGUCUUCCACACAGCUACCUCCCUCAUCUGGGGAGAUGCUUGCUCUGCAACAUUUCCCUCAGGUCUCCAUUUAUUUUUUACCUGCUGAAGGGAAUAUAACACCAACCAGCUUUUAAUAAUACAAACGUCAGUUGAUGAAGGCAUUAAAACCUCCUUUCCACCUUCAGUCACAGCAGUUCAAGAGUCUCUCCUGGAUCUUGUGGAAAAGAGGGGCUCUUCAACUAGCAGGUCACAGAAACUGUUCUUCGCCUGACAUAUAUGUGUGAUAUACUCCCAUGACCCAUGGUUUCAUGGUAGAAUUAAUGGUGCACCAAAGCAGGAAACAGGUCUCAUCCAACGAGAAGCAAAGUGAGCCACACCGCAGAGGUCAGUCUGCAAAAGAGCGUGCACAAACAAGUGCAAAGCCAGAUGGAAUUAUCAUCAAGUGGCACACUCUCUACAGCUACACCAACAGCAGCACAAAAUGACACUUUGAGAGGCCAGGCAGGCGAAUAUACCAAUCACAACUGGGAGUUCUUGGUGGCCGUCCUGGUCACAGCCAUCUCUAUCUCCAUUCUCAUCGCCCUGCUGGCUAAAUGCCAGGUGGUUCGGCGCUACCUGGCUAGCUACCGGCACACACGGCUGAGGGAGACAGACACCGUGAGCCAGUGUGACUCGUCAGGCCUAGAGGUGGAGUUCGCCAUGCACGGCGGAUGUGGAAUGAACCCUCACUGUGUCCCUCCCCUGAACGAGGAAGAUGAUGACGGCUUCAUUGAGGACAACUACAUCCCGGCCAGCGAGAGGGCGAGGGCCAAGAGAGCAGCGGAGAACAUGGAGGACACUGAGGAGGAGAUGGAUGAGAUUGAAUUUAACAUCGCUUAGUGGGAGUGUCUCUACACCUACUCUGCUGAGCCACCAAUUCCACUCCCCCCUUUUCUUUAUUUUUCUGUCUAUUUGAGUAAGAUUCAAAUUGUCAGUCACAAAACGGGCACUUUGUAAACACUGGCUGAGUUUAGGAAAGUACAAAUACCAGUGCUCAAGGGUGUCUUGAUUUUAGGGCAGCACAGAAGUGCAUUAUUAUGGCAGUAGUUCUCAAGGUGUGGUCUUGGGAUCCGCAAAAGUCCCCAUAAAAGAGGAUUUUAUUCUCAGGACGAUGAACAUAAGUCAAGUUGGUCAUGCCUUAUUCGUCAGCAUACUGACAACAGUAACAGUACAUUUUAGGUUAAUUUAGUCAUAAGUAAUAAUCAAAAUGAUAAAAUGGUGUCCUGAAACAGCAACGGUUUUAAAAAAAAGUCGAGAAUGAACAAGAAAUCAAAUGCUUUUCUGUAAAUAUGAACAUUAACCAGCCAACUUUGUAUCCUGUUGACAGCUUUUGGCCGAGUUCAUUGGUUGAUUGAUUGGCUGAUUUUUUUUUGUACGGGUCACACAAAAAUAUCUCAAUAUCUCUGUAUGAUUUAGAGAGACAACCUCAGCCGUGCUGAACGUAACCAGGUACAUUUGACUUUGCACUGUCCUGUUUUGUCAGUGACACGUACGCAAAAGUGCGUGUGCACGGUCGUGUAGUAUGAUUCAAGACCAUUUUAUGCUGUAAUUAAAAAGCCCAUUCAACUCUUCAGAAUUUUCGAAGAGUAGUCUGGCUCGCAACUGAGCCCUGAAGGGACGCUGUGAUGCUCCUCAAAGCUGUAACCGUUGUUAUAAGAAGCUUUCAGACGCAGCAAUUACCUUACAGGAGAAAAUAACCACGAUGCAUAUUUAAUUUAAUGCCUUUAACCUGUGCCGUUACAGCAUCACUUUUAAAAAUCUGACUACAACAUGACAUAGAGAGAGAAAAAAAAAAAAAAAAAAAAAAAGCAGGGCAUGACCACUGUUACAGGAAAAUGUAGCAGUUACUCUCCACCCUGGGCUGCUGUUGUUAGGAUGGUAAAGAUAUUCUGGGAGUGUUCAUGAAUUCAGCACUUCAUUACUGUAAAUUCAACCCAGGGGUCGGUCCGGAAAUUGUUAAUAGUGUGACAUCAAUAAAAAUCCAGUUGUAUGCGAAACGGAGUCAGCUGGUCUGUCUGCAUUAAAAUAAAUAAAUAAAUAAAUAAAUAAAUAA
Messenger RNA from Xiphias gladius (swordfish), 2393 nucleotides. RefSeq names its product chromosome 6 C1orf210 homolog (gene c6h1orf210). The transcript is spliced from 4 exons. NCBI's taxonomy places the organism in Eukaryota, Metazoa, Chordata, Actinopteri, Istiophoriformes, Xiphiidae. Bases 728 to 1180 code for a protein of 150 amino acids. The record is from RefSeq and is a predicted model, not a curated record.